This is a messenger RNA of Ectocarpus sp. CCAP 1310/34, 3261 nucleotides long. Lineage: Eukaryota; Phaeophyceae; Ectocarpales; Ectocarpaceae. The record is from the annotation of a GenBank genome assembly.
CCGUGUUUACGAAUAGGUACGUCUGGGAUAAUGUCACCGUUCCAGAACGCUCCGUCCCGUCCUAGCCAGCUUCUUUGCUUCGGUAUCCCCUUCCCCCCUCCUCCAUUUUCAUUUUUUACUGACCAUUGUUGUAGUAUUUCGGGUCUUCAACUUUAGGUGUGCAGUGCGGCAGGUGCCUAACACUGUGAGCGGGAACUUGGGGUCUUCUAUUUGUCUUCUUCGUCUGAAUGAUCUCUUAAUAUCCUCCCUCAGAUGCUGUCCCAGCACCGGAGUGGGUUCAAUCAAGCCUCUGCGGGGAAUCCGCAGAUGGGAUAGAUACGUGCCUAGGGAUACUCAACUGCCGUUUCAUGCCCUACAAACCGGCUACCUCCAAUACCAUUACACUAUGCGUCGUCCUGCGUGUUGGUGAGCGGUCUCCGCAGGUACGGGUGCCCCCUGCUCUUCAUGGUGGGCGUGGAUGACGAAAACCGGAGCUGUGUCUUGGGCCAGGGCGUGCUGCGGUCGGAAUGCAAGGAGACGUUUCAAUGGUUCUUGGAAGCGUACGAGACGGCCGCCGGCGGACGAAGGCCCAAGGUCAUGCUGACUGACGCAGACCGGGCCAUGACUUCGGCUUUGGAGGAAUGGACCACCACCUUGCACCUUUUCUGUUUGUGGCACGUUUUCAAGAACGUGCUCAAGAACUGCUCCUCGUCCUUCCCCGACAAAGAAGAACGGGCGAAAAUGCUUCGUCUUUUUCGCAGUGCUGCGUACGCAGCCACGCCGGAGGCCUUUGCAAGGUACCGGGUGGACCUCGAGAAGAUCGUGAAGGGCAAGAAGUGCGAGGAGUACAUGGACGCCCUUAUCCAGGACAAAACGAAGUGGGCUUUCUCCUGCCGGCCGACACUGCUCACCAUGGGUAUGGUUGCCACCCAGCGCACCGAGGGUAUGUUCGGGGUGGCGAAGAGAUCCGGAGUUCACAAGAAGCUGUCCUUGUGCGGUCUGUGGGAGAAGCUCCAACUUAUGUACCAGAAGAUGGACGUCGAGUACAGCAGGGUCGCAACGAGAGGCGUGGGAGCGGAGUUGCCAUUCCAGACGAAGCAUCUGCAGGGGAUCUUCGCCCCGAUCCAGGAAGAGCUCAAACGGGUUGGCGCAAGCCAGUACUGCCAAGUGGAGGCUAGGGCCGAGGUUGGCGGAUCGCAGUCAUACGACGUCGAGGUCAUCUGCGCAGGCGCCACGGAUGACGACGGCCGCCCCGAUCCUCUGGGAGAGGGUGUCCUUCGUCGAAAGCUUGAGGCCGUUCGCUUCGACCUUAGCCUUUUCGAGGAAGCGAAGCCUGACACUGACCUGGAGAAGGACUGCAUGCGUGGCCCUGAGGCGGAAUCGACUGAAGACAGCAGCGUAUGGGCGCGCACGUCGUUGGAGGCCCUCCUCGACCUCAUCGGCGAACUCCCCGUCCACGUUGCGGCGGCUGUGCGAUACAAACUCACGCCUGCAAGGCCGGGUCAUGUUGUGGUUUUCGGACCCAAUGGCUUCCACUUGUGCUCUUGCCUCAAGCUGUUGCGACACGGCCUCGUCUGCAGACACUACUUCGCCGUGCUAGUUCGCUUCCUCGGCUGCAGGUUCAAGGGAAUCCUGCUCGACCACCGCUUCGACGGCAACAGUCUCCACGCACGCUGGCGGCAAUCGCUUGACGGCAACGACGAGCCAUGGACCGUCUCCAGAGUGUUGAAAGAGACAGGGCACGGCGACGGCUGGGACGGGUGUGAAGAGGGCGCAGACGACAACUUCUGGGGGCCAACGUUCGACGACGACGACGCGGGGGACGGCGUGCAUCCUUCGGAACGUGCGGCAAAAGCAGCUGCCGCUCGAUCAGCGACUGAUGAGCGCCGGGUGUUCGCGAGCAUGAUGGCCAAGAGCAAGGAAAACGUCUCCGAAAUCCUAAGGACGGUUCCACACGCGAAGGCCAUGGAGAUCCAGGCUGACCUCGACAAGUGGGUGAGGUUCCAGCUCGCGGAGGCUACCGGACAGAACAGCGCCAAGAAUCCCGCGCAGGUCAAGAAGGCUGGAAGGCCUAAGAAAUCAAAGUCGGGAGAACAACAGGAGAAGCGCGGUGAUGGCAAUGGUGCGCCGCCAGGGCAGACCGGCUCUGCUAAGCCGGUCGGUAACCCGCAAGGGCGGAUGGACAAGAGCCGCAGGGCCAAAAGGAUGAGAGACUCAGCUGGGCCUGGGUCUGGGGGUCCUAGCCGUAGGAUUAAGAAGGAGGACGACUCGUAGUGCUUAACACGUAGCGCCGUAAACUUGAGCGGCCCCGAGUGAAUGAAGGUCCAGCUUGAGCGAGUCUCGAUGUCGUUGUAUUCAAUGAUACCUCCUGUGUUGCGAGGUAUGGAACGGUGAUUUUCUUCCUCCGUUGAUUGUCGGCGCCUCCGUGUUUGCGGGUGCACAGACGACGAUAGGCGACCUACUUAUGCGGCUUAUGCGCAGGUUGUCCUUCAACAACGCCAGCCUACCUCUCCCUUCAGUCCUCGUGUCACGGGGGUAGCGCUACGUAGCAUCAGGCUUCGUGUCGUCUGGGUGUCAAACAGUCGUCUGGGUGUGAAACAAAGCGCGGAAACAAAGAUCUAAGAUACUGCCCACAAUUCACGUAUGCGAAAUUAACGUUGUCCCCUCCCCCUAGCCCUGCGAGCAAUUCCAUCCGCGCCGUGUGUGUUAUAAGCUUAUCUACGACACCGCCCUCGGGGACACCGUCCCGCCGGGUGUAGGCGUACCAUGGCACUGACUGGGUGGAUUUCGCCCCACAGCGGCUUGAACGAUAGCUAUGGGCUGUACCAAUGUAGUGCACAUGGUCUGAUGUCCAUCCGCGCCGUGUGUGGCGAGAAACGGGCGGUGUCGAAUAUAAGUUUAUCUACGACACCGCCCUAGGGGACACCGUCCAGCCGGGUGUAGGCGUACCAUGGCACUAACUGGGUGGAUUUCGCCCCACAGCGGCUUGAACGAUAGCUAUGGCCUGUACCUACUCAUCGCGAGUUUACGUGCGAUCAGGCGAUGUCUGUGCAAGGAGUUAUGACCGGAACGUCGCUGACACCCCCCCGGUAAGUUGCGGAGCCCCCUAUUUUUCGGUUCUUUCUCCGCAACCACUUGGCCGAUUUGACCCAAAAUGGUAUGGGCUGAUAGCUGCGGGCCGUGGCUACACAGCGCAUUUUGUUGUACGCCGAUUGGAGCCCUGUGGGCCAAGAAAUGGUAGGUGUCGUAUAUAAGAAGUACGACACCGGUGUCGUAUACAAU